Molecule: messenger RNA, 2105 nt
Organism: Gavialis gangeticus (Gharial)
Lineage: Eukaryota; Metazoa; Chordata; Crocodylia; Gavialidae
Gene: RHO
Product: rhodopsin
Exons: 5
Coding region: 129-1187 (352 amino acids)
Biological process (GO): G protein-coupled receptor signaling pathway; visual perception; phototransduction
Cellular component (GO): membrane; photoreceptor outer segment
Molecular function (GO): G protein-coupled receptor activity
Source: RefSeq, a predicted model, not a curated record
UGACAACAAGUGUUGCCAGCUUCUGCAAGUUUGAGGAAGAAGCAGAGAUAGGAGGAGAGCAGGAAGAGGAGACCUUGAAAGAAAGCAAAACAUAUUUGUAAGACCAUAACACCUCGGAAGCCGCAGCCAUGAAUGGAACAGAAGGUCCAGAUUUCUAUAUCCCCCUUUCCAACAAGACUGGGGUAGUACGGAGUCCGUUUGAGUAUCCGCAAUACUACCUGGCUGAACCAUGGAAAUACUCUGCGCUGGCCGCUUACAUGUUUAUGCUGAUUGUUCUUGGCUUCCCUAUCAACUUCCUGACUCUGUAUGUCACCAUCCAACACAAGAAGCUCCGUUCGCCCCUAAACUACAUCCUUUUGAACCUGGCAGUUGCUGAUCUCUUCAUGGUUUUGGGAGGCUUCACCACUACCCUGUACACCUCAAUGAAUGGGUACUUUGUCUUUGGGGUAACAGGUUGCUACUUUGAAGGCUUCUUUGCUACUCUUGGUGGUGAAGUGGCUCUGUGGUGCCUGGUAGUCCUGGCCAUUGAAAGAUAUAUAGUGGUCUGCAAGCCCAUGAGCAAUUUCCGAUUUGGUGAGAACCAUGCCAUUAUGGGUGUCAUUUUCACGUGGAUCAUGGCCCUAUCUUGUGCUGCUCCCCCACUGGUCGGAUGGUCCAGGUACAUCCCAGAGGGCAUGCAGUGCUCAUGCGGGGUUGAUUACUACACCCUGAAGCCUGAGGUCAAUAAUGAAUCCUUUGUGGUCUACAUGUUCAUAGUUCACUUCACCAUUCCAUUGAUUGUCAUUUUCUUCUGCUAUGGACGCCUGGUCUGCACUGUGAAAGAGGCUGCAGCCCAGCAGCAGGAAUCAGCUACUACCCAGAAAGCUGAGAAAGAAGUUACCCGCAUGGUCAUCAUCAUGGUCGUUUCUUUCCUGAUAUGCUGGGUCCCCUAUGCCAGCGUUGCUUUCUACAUCUUUUGCAAUCAGGGAUCUGACUUUGGCCCUGUCUUCAUGACCAUCCCGGCAUUUUUUGCCAAGAGCUCUGCCAUCUACAACCCAGUGAUCUACAUUGUCAUGAACAAGCAGUUCCGUAACUGCAUGAUCACCACCCUCUGCUGCGGGAAGAACCCACUUGGUGAUGAUGAAACUACUACUGGUAGCAAGACGGAGACCUCCUCGGUGUCCACCAGCCAGGUUUCUCCUGCAUAGAUUCCUCCUGGAAGCAGCUGAUCUCAGGGCUGGCAUGCAUUGUCAUCAUGGAUACUCAAAUCCCAUCUGCAUGAAUGUAGUCAUGUUACUGUAAUGACCACCGCCACCUGCAUCCAAUUCACAAUUGACCCAGCAGGACAGACUUUUCAGUUCUGAUAAUAGAAAUUAUUUGAAGAAGCCUGUAAAUAUUUUUAAAACUUAAAUACAAAGGGUUAGCACCUCAGCUGGUGUAAAUCAGUGUAUAUCCGUUGACUUGUAAAGAGUUAUGCCCAUUUACACCGACUGAGUACCUGGCUCAUCAUCUCUAGCGCCGCACAGAUGGCUGGAUGUUCCCCUUUCACCGAAUGGAAAAGAUUAGUGAGACAGCAGCCUCAGGGCUCAAUAUAUACCAUGGCAUCUGUUCUGCGCGUGACUCGCAGAGCGCAUGAUUAGGACAACCCAUUGUAAAGAGCCAAGACACAGAUACCUGGUAGAGGUUGAGAUAUAUCCAUGAGCCUGUAACCAUAAUCGGGGGCCAGAAUGGUCAGGAUAUAUGUCAGCUGUGAACAUUUUUGAGCUCUUUCUAGUAAGAGAUGGACCCCACUCACCAUCACAAGAGUCCUGUGUCCUUGGGAAUCCGGGGACUUAUUUAUAACAUGGCCAAUGAGGUGCAUAUAGCUGCUCAUAGCAAGUUAUUGCUGCUCAAGGGUCAAAUCCUGCACCCCCUCCAACAGCCCAGAAGGCCCAGUAGAUAAUCUAACAGAUGUGGCUCUGCCUGCAAAGGAGGGGGCAGGAUUCAGGGGGUUCAUGCAGCUGGAUCCCUUCCAUGUUUCAGAGCUGGGCUCAGUGGAGCUGCAUGAAGCCUAGUGAGCAGCGGCACUUAAAGGGUUACAGCAGGGUAGGACAUGGCCAUUAGCAGCAUGUCUAGAGUAAUCUUGG